Penaeus vannamei (Pacific white shrimp) is the source of this 477-nucleotide messenger RNA. NCBI's taxonomy places the organism in Eukaryota, Metazoa, Arthropoda, Malacostraca, Decapoda, Penaeidae. The record is from RefSeq and is a predicted model, not a curated record.
AUGAACAACACGCCAGACCCCAUAAGACCACCACACCAAACCCCUCCAGACUACUCCAGACCACAUCAGACCACACCACAUCACUCCAGACCACACCAAACCCCUCCAGACCACACCAAACCACUCCAGACUACUCCAGACCACAUCAGACACACACACAUCACUCCAGACCACACCAAACCCCUCCAGACCACACCAAACCACUCCAGACCACAUCAGACCACACCACAUCACUCCAGACCACACCAAAACCCCUCCAGACCACACCAAACACACAGACCCCCAGACCAUACCACCCCUCCAGACCACACCAACCCCUCUCCAAACCCCUCCAGACCACACCAAACCCCUCCAGACCACACCAGACCCCUCCAGACCACACCAGACCACACCAGACACGGAAACGGAACACAGAAGGAGGAGAUGUCAACUGCAAGGCCCAAUGGCACCGAGAGGGCAGGCUUGGCACGGAGAUAA